AUGUCAAGCGAUCAAAUAUACUCGGCCAAGUAUUCUGGGGUAGGUGUUUACGAGUUUAUUCACCCGACGGGGUCUAUUAUGAAGCGGAAACUAGACGAUUGGGUAAAUGCGACGCAUAUACUAAAAGCAGCGAAAUUUGCCAAGGCGAAAAGAACGCGGAUUUUAGAGAAGGAGGUUAUUAAAGACAUCCAUGAGAAAGUGCAAGGCGGGUUUGGUAAGUACCAAGGAACGUGGGUGCCAUUGGACAUUGCACGAACACUUGCCGACAAGUUUGGUGUGUUGCAUGAACUUAAGCCACUUUUCGAUUUCACGCAUGUCGAAGGAUCACCGUCACCACCGCCUGCUCCCAGACACCAUCAUGCUUCCAAAAACGACUCUCUAAGAAAAAAGGGCACGAGAGCAGCUUCAGCGCUGAAAUCACGGACUUCUGAGUCUUCAAGUCCCGGUGACACUCCUCCAGUACCGAGAAAAAGAGGAAGGCCACCAUCUAAGAACAAAAAGCCUGCAGUUGACUUGCAAAGAUCCAAAAGUGACGUUACUUUCCCCAAACCGUCGAUCCCGGCUUCUUCUAUAAAUUCCACCAAACUGCCAUCUAUUCAGAGCCCUCUGCAGCGUACAAUAAGUCUCGACCCAGCUAUUAUCAGAGAAAGCAUUGAUUCGCAGCAGUUCAAAGAGCUCGACAUCGAAGAUGGUCUAUCGAGCGAUAUUGAACCCAGCUUUACCACUAAGAUGGGUACAGAACAAUCCCGCGCAUCUUCUCGCCCGACCUCGCCCGAGGAUAUAUCCGUGGAUAAUACCUUCGACCAGCGAACCAUCGGGACUGCUGGUGACCAGGACGAACUGGGAAGCGCUACGUCGCCGUUAUCCGCCAUGAUCCCUCGUUUCCCGAGCCAACCCACUUCUCAAAGCUCGGACGUUAAUUUGAAAGUAAACGACUAUCUGUCCAAAUUGGUUGAUUUCUUUAUAUCCAAUGAUACACGCUCCGAAGAUGAAGUACCGCCGGAACUUCUUUAUCCACCAAGUCAUAGCGCUCCUUACAUCGAUGCUUGGAUUGAUCAUGAACACCAUACAGCAUUCCAUUGGGCCUGCGCAAUGGGCAAUUUGGCGAUUGUAGAGGCCCUAUGCCACGCCGGGGCCAGUAUACGCCCAGUUAACAUGCGCGGUGAAACUCCUCUAGUCAGAUGUUCCAUUUUCCACAAUUCCUUCACGAGAAGAAGCUAUCCCCGAAUCUUUCAGCUUCUACGUGACACUGCAUUCGACGUUGAUUCCUUAUCUAGAACACUGAUACAUCACAUUGUGCAGCGAAAAUCAUCCACUCCUUCAGCGGUUUAUUACCUUGACAUUGUGCUUUCGAAGCUCCGGGAUUUCUCACCUCAAUAUCGAAUAGAAUCUUUGAUCAAUGCACAGGAUAACGAUGGAAACACGGCUCUGCAUGUUGCAGCAAAGAAUGGGGACAAAGUAUUUUUCCAAACCCUUAUCGAACAUGGCGCUUUGUCCACUGUCAAGAACAACGAGGGCACAUCUGCCACGGAGCUCCUCAACGUGAAUUACUUACCGUCUCAUCAAACCAUAACGGCUAACGGCAAAGGCAAGCAUAACUCGACGCCCGCGUCUCCUUCAGAAUACGUCAUGUAUCCCUCUCAGGCGGCCACGAGGAUCAGUCGAAGCAUACCAGAAGUUGUUAACACGAUGAGGGAUAUUGCGGAGAAUUACAAUAUGCUUCAUCAGUCUAGAGAUAGUGAGGUAGAAAGUCUGUCCAGGACUUUGGCCAGCAUGACAGAAACAAUAAAUGCUGUCAACAAGAAAACGACCGAGGUUUUCAAUCUGGAAAGCUAUGAAGAAGCGGAAAGCUAUAUGCAAUACAAGAGCGCGGAAGUAGAGUCAGAAAAGUUUAAUUUUGAACAUUCGAAAAAGGACAUGCUCAAUCGGCUCGAAAGGGGACAAGCUAAACAACUGGCACAAUUCGUACAGGAGGAAGAGAAGCAACUGUCUCCGCCUCAAAAGAUAAAUUCAGAAAUUGGCAAUGAAAUUGAAGGCAUGAAUUUGGCAAUAGAGCUGGCUCUCUUGCAAUGGAAACGAAAGAAUAAGUUACUGCAAAUUUUACAUGUCAUUAGCGAUAAUUCCAAAAUCCACAAGUUCAGAAAGAUGAUAUCCCAAGGUACGGAGAUUGACAUCGACGAAGUGGACAACUGCCUCGAUGUAAUAUUAACAGCUUUAGAUAAUUAA
Messenger RNA from Lachancea mirantina, 2226 nucleotides. Lineage: Eukaryota; Fungi; Ascomycota; Saccharomycetes; Saccharomycetales; Saccharomycetaceae. The record is from the annotation of a GenBank genome assembly.